Messenger RNA from Psilocybe cubensis, 432 nucleotides. RefSeq lists its product as uncharacterized. NCBI's taxonomy places the organism in Eukaryota, Fungi, Basidiomycota, Agaricomycetes, Agaricales, Agrocybaceae. The transcript is spliced from 2 exons. Bases 1 to 432 code for a protein of 143 amino acids. The record is from RefSeq and is a predicted model, not a curated record.
AUGACUUUUGUUCGCUCGUUAAUCUUUAGUCUCUCUACAGCUUUCUUCCUCUGCCAUCUCGUUUUCGCACAAAACUAUACAGCAGGCCCCGGACCUUGCCACCCGUACCCAGGCGCCGAUCCACACGACUGUCUUGCACUCAUUAGCGAGAAUCUCGACGAUGACCAUACCGUAGUGUCCUGCAUUAACAACCGCGCGACAAUAACUAAAGGGGCGUGCUCAAUUGUCACCACCUGCAACAGCACGAGUACGGGCGAGCCAAAUUCUCCAGAGGAUGUUGUUAUUCCGUAUGAUGCCGUACGCCGCGCUUUGGUUGCUAUUGGCUCGUGCGCGUUGAAAGAAUAUGGUUCUAUUUCGGGAUACUAUAUCACCGAGCAAGGAGUGAAGACGUGCUACCUUUAUCCUGGACGUGAAAGCUAUUGCCGACUAUAG